UUGGCUCAAAGACGGAAGUGACGCAUGCCGGCCGGUGGCGGGAACGUAUCCGCCGUCUUCAUUGUGUGCCGCUCCGUCAUUCUUUACAUAAACCCUAAAUAAUUCGCAUAAUUGCUAUUAUACCUAUUUAUUUAUAGAUAUGUUCUGUCAGUAUCAGAUAACAAAGGGCUUGUGACGCUGUCCUGAAGAUUUAAUCAACGUCAGGAACACAAACAUCACAGUGCGCGAGACCGACCAUUAUCAGAAAAAUAUUGAUAGCACAAUGAGCUUUUUUAACCUGGACCGGUUCCGUUUCCAAAGGGACAACGCGGUCGGCAUUCACCGUAAAUCACCGGACGGCUCAAACUCGGACAAAGAGAAUAAGCAGGCUCAUCAAAGAAAGGCGGAUGGUCAGUUUCCAUCAGGCAAGACAUCAAGACAAGUACUAGAAGAUGUUUCUUCAGAUGACGAAGUUGUCAGGAUGGGCAAGGAUUCAGCAUCAGAUUUGCAGCAGCAUAUAAACAAGGACAUGGAGGACAAAAUCAUUAAGCUGUUAGAGAUAUUCCCACAGAAGAGCAAGAAAGAUCUACUAGAGGUCAUCGAGAACACCAGCACCCUGGAUGGAGCUGUAGCACAUUGUUUGAUGAUUUAUGGGGAUGAAGAUUCAGGUGGGCGCAAAGACAAAGGGGGUCGUAGUGAUGAUGAUGAUCAGCCAAAGAAGAAGAGAAAAAUCCAGCGUUCAGAUUCUUCUGAGUCUGAAGAUGAAGAUUCCGAGGAUGAGGAGAGCGAGGAGCCAAGCAGAGAGAAACAGGAGGCCCUGCUAAAGAAGCUUAAAAGGAAACUGCCUGACAUUGAAAAAGAGGUCUUAAGAGAUAUCCUUAAAGAGCAUGACUGGGACUAUGAGAAUGCCUUGGGGUCGCUGCUUGUGUUUUCAUCAACAGAUACAAGUUCACCAGAAAAUCAGAAGUCAAAACAAAAGUCAAAAUCCUCGCACUCUAAGGAAAAAACUGACAAAAUCACACAAAGGCCCAGCGGCUCGUCUAGUCUGUCUCGAUGGCUGACAGCAGCAUCAUCUCAUGUGCCUGAAGUAUCAAGCAUGUCUGCUUUAAAAACACAAAAAUCUGCACUUAGCAAAAGCACAAGCAAGAACUCAUCCUUUAAAAGGAAGAGGGGCGAUGAAAUGCCACUAAAUGAUGUCAGCGCCUCUGAGGAUGAAGAUGAGAUUGACAGUGAUGUUGAUAGUAUGUCUGAUGAUCAGGAUUCGGAGGACGAGGACAGCAUCUCUGGCACUCUUCAGGACAAGAUCAUUCAGUUCCUUCAAGAUGCUUCCCUAGAUGAGCUCGCCCUGAUAUCUGGCUGCUCGAUCAAAAAAGCCCAGAAGAUCAUUUCACUGAGGCCUUUCAACACUUGGAAAGAUGUGAAAGAGCAGUUCUUUAAAGAUAAUGGCCUGUCUAUAGACCUGGUACAUGGCUGCAAAGUGGUGCUUAAGGAGAGGCAGGUGGUUCUAGACCUCAUGGGAAGAUGUGAGAAGAUUGCACAGAAGAUGACCAAAGAUGUCACUCAGGUCAUAGAAGCGGGCAUGGGCUCCAUCAAACAACCCAAGGUCCUGAACAGCAAUUUAAAACUUCAGGCAUAUCAGCUGAUCGGCUUAAAGUGGCUGAUUCUUCUUCACCAACAUAAGCUGAGCGGCAUCCUGGCAGAUGAAAUGGGGCUGGGUAAAACUAUUCAGGCCAUCGCUUUCUUGGCUCAUUUGUAUGAAAAAGGAAUCAAGGGCCCUCAUCUUAUUACCGUACCCUCAUCCACACUGGAUAACUGGGUACGUGAGCUGGGGCUUUGGUGUCCCAGUCUCAAAGUUCUUAUUUACUAUGGGUCUGUGGAAGACCGCAAAUACUUGCGACAAGACAUCCUCACUGGCUUAAUUGAUUUCAACAUCAUUGUAUCCACGUACAAUCUCACAAUAGGAAAUGACCAUGAUCGCAGUCUCUUCCGCAAGCUGAAGCUGAAAUAUGCAGUGUUUGAUGAGGGCCACAUGCUUAAAAACAUGAACUCGCUACGCUACCGCCACCUUAUGACUAUCAAUGCUGAGCACAGAUUACUAUUGACCGGAACGCCUUUACAAAACAACCUGUUGGAACUCAUGUCCUUGCUGAACUUCAUAAUGCCAUCCAUGUUCUCCAGCAGCACCUCACAGAUCUCCAAAAUGUUCUCUACGAGGUCCUCAGAAGAGGAAAGCAGUUUUCACAAGGACAGAAUCGCUCAGGCCAGACUUAUCAUGAAGCCAUUUAUCUUGAGACGAGUCAAGAGUGAGGUGUUGAAAGAACUUCCACCAAAAAUGGAAAAGAUUGAAAUGUGUCCAAUGAGUGAUGCCCAGCAUAAGCUGUAUGACAUACUUUUCAAAAGACUCAAGAAGACUCCAAAUGGAGACAAGAGGGAGCUUUGCAAUGUGAUGAUGCAGUUGAGAAAGAUGGCUAAUCAUCCGUUGCUGCACCGCCAGUACUAUACCAGUGACAAGUUGGCUGCCAUGAGUAAAGCCAUGCUUAAGGAGCCAACACAUUACGAUGCUGACCCUGCAUUGAUACAGGAGGACAUGGAAGUGAUGUCUGAUUUUGAGCUGCAUAAUUUAUGUAGGGAGUACAGCUCAAUAAGUGGAUUUCAACUGGAGAAAGCGCUCAUCUUAGAUUCUGGGAAGUUUGCACUGUUAACCAAGACGCUUGCCAAGCUCAAAGAAAAGGGUGACAGGGUGGUGCUCUUUAGUCAGUUCACCAUGAUGCUGGACAUUGUGGAGAUUCUGCUCAAACAUCUUGAUCAUCAGUAUGUUCGCCUGGAUGGUUCUACUCCCAUGGCGGAGAGGAUUGGUCUCAUUGACAAAUACAAUACAAAUCCUGAGAUCUUUGUGUUCCUUCUGUCGACUCGGGCUGGAGGUCAGGGAAUCAACCUUGCUUCAGCCAACACAGUGAUUCUGCAUGACAUUGACUGCAAUCCGUUCAAUGAUAAGCAAGCAGAGGACCGCUGCCAUCGAAUGGGGCAGACCAGAACAGUACAGGUGAUCAAGCUCAUCAGCAAGGACUCAAUUGAAGACUGCAUGCUUCGUGUGGGACAGGAAAAGCUAAAACUAGAACAGGACAUGACUACUGAUGAAGGUGAGGAUGGUGCUAUUACUGAACAAAUGGCUGAACUGCUCAAAGUCUCACUGGGCCUUUAAAACCUAAAGAACAUUUAAGUCAGAGCGUGCUACUUGUGCUUUUCCCACUCUUCAUCAAAAUUAAACAUGGCAACUUGGUGAUGUGAGGUUGGUAAGGACUAGCACUUUUUCCUUGUGUAUCCAGUGUUCACAUUUUAGACGAGAGCCAUUACAUGCAACCAAAUCUUGGACCAAUGUGCUGGAGGUAAAUAAGCUUGUGUUACUCAGGGACCACCUGAAAUGCUCAUUUUAAUUAUUUCUCUUAAUCCACUCUAGAGAUCCAUUUCAUAUAUGCCAUCUGAAAGAAUGUACCUCACAUAUUGUGCUCUGUUUAGCCUACUCGGGUUGUUUACAGAUUUGUGACUUCAGAGUUUGAAAACACUGCUGUAGAUAAUUGGUUUUUCUUGUUUUGUAACAGUUUUGUUGUUUAAUCUCUAUGUCCUUGUAUUGAGUUUUAUAAAUAAAGUAAACUACAUUUCCUU
Danio rerio (zebrafish) is the source of this 3642-nucleotide messenger RNA. It is a transcript of the gene smarcad1a, whose product is annotated as SNF2 related chromatin remodeling ATPase with DExD box 1a. NCBI's taxonomy places the organism in Eukaryota, Metazoa, Chordata, Actinopteri, Cypriniformes, Danionidae. The record is from RefSeq and is marked validated. Gene Ontology annotation, cellular component: chromosome; nucleus. Gene Ontology annotation, molecular function: ubiquitin binding; ATP binding; DNA helicase activity.